UUAACAGUUUUCUAACAUUAUCCUUCGUUAAAUGCACAAAAAUUGCACGUCCAUCUCAUAAUUCCUCUCUUGCAUGCAGCCUUAAUUUGAAAAGGACAUGGAUUCUAGACCAGAUACAUUUAAUGAGUCUGUUUCAUCAAUAUUAGAACGUAAAGUUCGAGGGUGGCUAAGUGGAGUAAUAGACGAUAUGAGACGCAGCAGUCCAGUUCAGCAAUGGCUAGAUUCCCUGCCAGCUGAUUCAGAGACUCCAAACCAAAGUGAUCCUGAAAUUGUUGUAGACCAUGACUCUAAUGCCCAAGAACUAGUACAAGAUUUAGACACAAAGUCUGAUGAAAAUAAAGCAGAUGAUUCUAUAACAGAAAAUACAGUAAUAGAAACCAAUCAAGAAAUUAUACAUGAUGACAAAAAUUUAGAUGUUCCUGGCCAAAGAGAUGGAUGGAAGCGGAAAUCUUUGGAGAGUGGGACCCUUACAAGUAAUCCACAAUUAAGAAAUGUUAAAAAGAAACUGCAAAGAGACCACUCAGUACAAUCAGAAGGUUACACACGUAGAUUUAAAAACCCAUUAUUUAGAGAUCAUUCACUACAGUCAGAUGCUAGUGGAUCAAGUGGCAGUUCAGUCUUAAAUGUUUUGGGGGCUAGGAAAGUAGAUGCUGAAUCAGUACUACUAGCACUCGGAUUUGGACCAAGUGAAAAACAACAGAAAUUACAAAGAAUACCAGAUAGAUUUUUAGUGCCAUCAAAACUUAAAGGUAUAAGUACAGAUAAGUUUAUCAAAGAUGAGCAACAUUCAAUGCGAAUGCAUGAUUGUGGAGUCUUUGGGUACAGAGGUCUUACAGAACACUGUACACCUGUUUGCCGCUUUAUGAAACCUUUACCAUCGAGGUGUAAUAGAUCAUAUCAACUUCCAGAGAUCGAAGUCCAGGAAUCCUCAUGUUCCACCGUCGACAAUUGUAGCUAAAAUAAUGGAUUGUAUCCUUCAAGACGACGUAUGUCGCGAGGAGGCGUUGAUGAAAACGCGCCAUUCCAUUGCGGACCUGCGCAACCCGGCCGCGAUACACGCUCAUCUGACAUCUCGACUAAGGAGUACUUGACUUGUGCUAUCCUUCAGUCGUGUAGAUUGUGUUUGUAAUAUCCGUGUGUUGGUUCUGUUUAAGCAGAAGCUAGUUCCGAUAGAGCAAAUAUAAUUCACAUUAGUUUCGGAGGAGUAUAAUUACUUUCUUUUAUGUAUUGAUUUUUGAUAUUAAUUAACAGUCAAAAGGUACAAUUCGAAGGCAAGGAAAAUUUCUUCAUAAAACUAAAUUAUUCUAUUUAAAGUAGGCUUAUUUUAAAACGAAUAAAAUCGAUUUAACUUUUAUGAUUAUUAAAAUUAAAUAAAAACUCAGGUUUGAAAAUUUCGCCCGCGUCAUUUAGAGGAUUAUUACUCUGUAAACUGAAUGUAAAGGAGAGAGAUAGAUAACGCGAGUUCAAUUUACGCGCUACAAAAUUCGAUCCGUUCUUAAUCUCCUUCGCUACUGCGAAUUAAUUUACUAAUAAAAAUUAUAGAAAAAAAUCUCAUUUCUCUAUAGUGAACUAUUAAAAUUCCAGCUGAGUGACGAGACGUGGUUGUGAGAAGAAAGGUUAGUUGUGUAAAUAUAAUAUGCUUUAAUGUAUCGUAUUAAAUAGUAAUUAUGAAAGCAAGUAAACUCUGCUCGAUGAAUUGUCCAUUGCAUCUUUGGCUUAGAACAAGAAAUAUGUGAUGAUUUGUUGAUACGCAAUGUAAUAAAACGCAAUCUAUAGUCAUAUGUGCAAAUAGGCGGUUUGAUUAUCUUAAAUCAAUGAGUGAUCGACAUUCGAAUUUAAUAUUGCCAUAGUAAUCCAUUGAUGUUUCUGAUCUAUGGAUAAAUAUUGUUAUUGUUUAAUAAUUUUGUAAAAUUGCCCAUGAAAUUAAAAAUAAACAAUCGACGGAACUGUAUACGACGAGAUAUAAUAAUUUAUAAGACUUUUUAUAGUUCUUUCUUAAAAUUAUCUUUUUAAAUUUCUAAUCUUUCUUAUGACGCUGGUGAAAUUGACUUAGAAAACUGACUUUACAAAAACUCAAGACGAUUAAUAAACGUAAAUAAUAUACUGCUAACCUUUUAUCAAAUAAUAUUGUUAUUAGAGUAAAUUAAUUAUACUUAAUGGUAUUGACUUAAAAAAGCAAUAUAUGAUACUUAUUAUACAAAUCGGAAUAAUUAAAUAAAUAAAAUCAUAUUAAUAAAGUAUGACGAAUGCACAAUUUUAUUUGAAAUUUAAUAUUAUAUUUUACAUAUUUGUACUUUAUUCUAGUAAAACAAAUUAAUUAUAUAUGUAUAAUAAAAUGCAAAGAUACAUUUAGUACAACCCGUGGCAUUAAAGAAACUAAUAAAAAAAUGGCGAUUUCAUUUUAAAGAUAGUAUAAUCAAAAAAAAUUAAAAGUUACAAUUGAAGUAUAAAGACGUUUCUAUUAAUUACUUGCGGCCAUUUAUGCGAGUUUUUAAUAAUGUGCAAUAAAAAUAGAAAUCUUUAACAGAAUUUAAGAAAAUUCUAAUAAAUACGUUCAAACUGUUUGCGUCAAGAUGAAUUCAGACUGAAUAGUUGAGUUAAAUACUGAUAAUUGAUAUGUAUGUAGUAACAUAGCACUUGAGUAUAGACAGGGAUAUCGUAGGGGUGAGAGCGAGUUAUAAGUCCCGCUAGUUUUAUUGUUUUCAUUAAUGUCACGUGUACAUGGUAGUAGUAAUUAUAUCAAUAUACUUAAUUAAGGAGGGUACUCACUAAAGGAAUUUGUGUGUAAUAUAAUAUAACAAAUUACCUGAGUGUAUCGCGAUUUUUAUUUUAUACCGAUAAUAGAGCCCAAGUGCGUGACUUCGCGUUUAAAGCGCGCAAAAGGAAGGCCUCUGCUUGAGACAAGAACGCCUCUGGCAAAAUUGAAUUUGGCGUCCCUAUUGGUAAUGUACGAGCGAAACAAAUCCAUUACUUAGAGUUCGACAGAAAUGUUGUGUAUGUGUAAUCACCCUAUCGAAAUGAAGUGCACAUUUUAUUUGAUUUGUACGAGCAUAAUAUUUUAUUUGCGAGUCGCAGCGGCCUGGUGGCCGAUGGUCUGUAAAGCGUUCCACCCAUUAUAGAACUGGCCAUCCCCUAGCUACUACUACAUUACUAUGGCAAAAUGUGUCUUAAAAAUAAAAUCAAACGAUCAUAAACUGUUACAUUACAUGCAAACUACUCAUGGUGAGUGUCCCCUUUUAUUUAAUAUAAGGUAUGAAAAGACAUGAUGUAGUUCCUAAAUCGUUAAUACAUAUCUGUAAUUUAGCAAUGAUUACAUCAGAAUUAUACAAUUUAAUCAUUGAUUACUAUUAAUAGACUAGUUACUUAUGUGAGCAUAAUUUACAAGAAAGUUAAUAUUUUACGUAUUAUUAUUAUUAUUUUAUGAUAAAAGAUAAUAUAUAAUACUUUUAUUACAUAAGUAGUCGUUUAAAUUUUGAAGGAAAUUAAUACAGAUUAGUACAUAAUAUAGAAUUACAUUUUUAUAUGCUUUCUUUUUAUGAUUAAAAUAAAAAAGUGAGUUUUAGGUUAAUAAAAAUGUUUGUUAGUUUAUAGUUUAUGAAGUUAAAAAACAAUCGUAAUUAUCAACGUUAUCCAUGUAUAUGUCCAAUUAAAAUUUUAUAAAAAAAUAUGUACCUAGUAUAAUUAGUACUAGCCAGAAAUACCUGUUUUUGACAAAGACUACUAAGAGUACUUAUUCAAGUGACUUAAAAUAAUCCUUAAAAGUGACUUAAAACUAUUCAUGUUUAAAUUUGUAAUCUGUGUUUGAAAGUACUACAUAAAACAAAACUGACAUCCAUAGCAGUUAUAAAACGACAGUAUAAUUGUUUGAUACGAAUAAUAUAAUAGACUGAUAUUAAAAAAAUACAUUAUACAAUUUUUAUUGAACUGAACUGAAAAAACUUAAAAAAAUAUAUUGGACCCAAACCAGGGAAUAACGACAUACAUAGCUACAUAUGUUUUUUUUUUUUCAAGUCAUAUUUCUAUCCAAUUUAACAGUAUAAUAGUUUGUAGUUUAAAUAUAAAUGUACGUCUUGUUGAGCCUUAAGAGUUUUAUGUUGAUUUGUAAAUAAUAAUAAAAAAUAUAUUCAAGAUUUACUAAUAUCCAUUUAAAAAUUUUAAUAUUCUCUACAGUUUAUAACGGAUAUUUGGCUGUGCUUAGUAAAAGUCAUUUCUAAUGAUUACUAAAUGUAUGUAGGUAGGUGUAUUAUUAAUUAUGUUAUUGUAUAAGUUUUAUAAUUCUUUAACAUGUCUUUUAGCAUUUUCAGUUAUAUUCUAAAUCUUCUCUAGUUAUUUUUGAUUCUUAAUCUUUUCUUCAAUUGGAAUAAAUAAAUAACAAUUUAUUAUUUAAAUAUAUUUCUAAUGAAACUUGUAUUAACUUAUAUGUUUGUAAAGACUAUAAUACAAAGCCCGCCCGAGAAAUUUUCUGUGUAUUAGGGCUAGGGUUUCAUAUUUUUUUUAUUUUUUUAUUUAGAUGUUUUGAAAUGAAGUAGUUCUUUAAUUAAAUUCUAUUGACAGUGAUCUUGGGUUGAUUAGCUAUUUUUUCUCUACUAUCGAAAUAAGCAUAUAAUUUUACUUUAAAAUUAACAAUUUAGUUGCGCCCAUUCAAUAUAGUCUGGGUCAGUUUUCAAUAAUUCACAAUCCUAUCUAACCUCACCUGUGCCUUACCUACUUGUAAUAUCAUAGUGAAUUUGCCUAAUAUGUUUUGAAAUAGUAAACAAUGCAUUUAUUUUUCGUCUAUGAUAUGAUUAAAGAAUGAAUUAAAUAAAAAA
Vanessa tameamea is the source of this 4808-nucleotide messenger RNA. RefSeq lists its product as uncharacterized. The transcript is spliced from 6 exons. Lineage: Eukaryota; Metazoa; Arthropoda; Insecta; Lepidoptera; Nymphalidae. The record is from RefSeq and is a predicted model, not a curated record. Gene Ontology annotation, molecular function: signaling receptor binding. The coding region runs from base 98 to 958 and encodes 286 amino acids.